Molecule: messenger RNA, 6133 nt
Organism: Rhipicephalus sanguineus (brown dog tick)
Lineage: Eukaryota; Metazoa; Arthropoda; Arachnida; Ixodida; Ixodidae
Product: putative inactive tyrosine-protein kinase Wsck
Exons: 17
Coding region: 418-2322 (634 amino acids)
Biological process (GO): positive regulation of kinase activity; cell surface receptor protein tyrosine kinase signaling pathway; multicellular organism development
Cellular component (GO): signaling receptor complex
Molecular function (GO): protein binding; ATP binding; transmembrane receptor protein tyrosine kinase activity
Source: RefSeq, a predicted model, not a curated record
CUGACCGGUUUUGUUUCUGGUUUCAUGAACGUUUACACGCCGCGCGGAGUAGGACGCCACCCAUGCAACAUGGCGGCGAAACCGAGCCGUUUUCGAAGCGCUCCAAGUUUCAUCUGAGCUGUGUGGUGUGGCGAUGAACACCGAGGCCAUGUGAAAUCCUCCCCGCACGUACCGUUACCCGAUCCCUUCGAAGUCUCGCCCUGUCGGUUCGUGCGCGUCACCUGCCGCUUGAAAGAUCCAGCGCGCCUCUAGGAAAGUCUCUCCGUCCUUUUGUUUCGCUCGCGACGGGGAGCGAUCGAGUACGGGUGCCGCUCGCAACGAUCGCGCGUUUUGACUGCCGGCACUCUUGUCAACGACCUAUGGAUUGCAGGUCUCACUGAUCCUUCCCUUCCUGGUUGAUUGGAGAAGUACACUGGUAUGGAGCGACAUUGGCUUUGGCUUUUUCUCACGUGGCUUCCGGCCUGCGGUUGCCUUAGGGGACCUCGUAUCGUCUCGUUGGAAAACUCUACAGAGACCACACUGGACAUCAAGUGGACCCCUGUGGCCUCAACGAAUGUCAACAUGUACACGGUUCGCGCGAGCCCCGUUCAAACGUACGGCCCAUUGUUGGGUCCGAGCCAAGAGUGGAAGUACACGAGCGCUCGCCAGGCGGGCCUUUUGGGCCUCCACCCUGGCACCCUGUACAAUGUGAGCGUGUGGGCCGACACGUCCGAAGGACCCAGCGAGACCACUUCGAUAGUGGUUUGGACGGAGGUCGGAGAGCCGGACCUGCCACCAACUGUACAAGUUCUGUCGCGUGACGGCACCCAGAUGGUCGUGCAGCUCUCACCAGGAACAAGUUCCAAAGGUCCUAUUACGGGUUACCGAAUGAUUGCAUUUGAACGGAGCAGCCUCAUGGCAUUUAGCCCGGAGCGGCUGGCGGGACAUCGAGAGGCUGCUGAGGCUGGCACGCCUUUCUACGUGGCAGCCGAACUGGGACCCGAGUGGGAAAACAAGACUUUCGUGUUCGGCGACGGCCGCUCCUACGGCGGAUUUCUCAAUGCCCCGCUGUCGCCCAGCGAGGAAUACCUUCCAAUUCAGGGUGUUGCCAGCUCACUCAAUGGGAUAACCAAAUAUGCGUACUCAGUGGAAAGCCCAAGCACGGAACGUAUCCAGCCACCCGUUAUCGUAAUGGACGAGAGGUCACAAGUGCUGUCCUCAUGGCUCUCUGCUGCUACUGCCCUGGGUGCCUGCCUCCUGCUGGCAUUCAUCGUGGCUUACGUCUUUGCCCGGCGCCACUACAGUCGCCGCAGGCGGCGCACGGAGGAACUGAUGCUGCGCUCUCACCCAAGCCUGGAUUUGGACGAUGUCACUCCCUUCAGUGCAGGCUCGCUGCAACUAGGCGAGGGAGCCGACCUGGGGGCGUUUUACAACCAGCUGCGCUCCAUGCUGCCCAUGGUGUCUCGGUCGCGACUACUGCUCUCAGACACCACGCUUGGCCAGGGCCGGUUCGGUCCGGUCCGAGCGGGCCACCUCGUCACGGACGACAGCCGAAAGGUGCCAGUGAGCGUGCAACGCUGCCCAGCCGAGUGGACUCUCCCAGACCACGAGCGCAGAAGUCUCUUGGCAGACAUCGAGGGCAUGCUACGCCUUGGCAGCCACCCCAAUGUAGUCCAAUUCAUGGGCGCUUGCGAAGAGGAGCCUGAACUGCUUCAAUUGGCCGUGGAACAGCCUUCGAGUUCACUGCGUGGCCUCUUGCUGACCAGCCGCCACAGCGCAGAGGGGCGAGUGUCGGCGAUCCCAGAGGAGCGCCUGGUUGACCUGCUGGUCUCACUGGCAGCAGGCAUGCACCAUUUGUCGUCCAGAGGGGUGCAGCAUGGCCAGUUGUCCACCAGGAGCGUAACCAUGGUCGAACCACUGGUGCCCAAGAUCAGCUAUUUUGGUCUGGCUCGGUACAGCCCUCUGGGAAAAAAACUGGACUUCACUCGGUGGUUAGCCCCCGAGACCCUGCGAACUGGAAACCAUACAGAGAAGAGUGACGUGUGGUCCUUCGCCGUUCUUAUGUGGGAAGCGUUCACCUUAGGUGGAAGUCCCUACGUGGAUCUGUCAACCUCAGAGGUGGCUGACCGUGUGACGCGAGGCCUGAGGUUGAAGAGGCCACGAGGAGUAUCGAUCCCCCUCUAUCGGCUCAUGCAGCAGUGUUGGCAUCAGCAGGCCAGGGACAGGCCCAGUUUCCAAGAGCUGCAGUGCUCCCUCCAGGCGUUGCAACCGGAUGCCCUCCAGUUCACCUACACUGCCGGAUACGUAUACGACAAGUUCAACCCCCUGGCUGAUGAAGCGUGACACGCCAGCCAAGGCCAUCUACUCCAGCCAUGACUGCUAGCAAGCGAACCCCGGUGACCCAGCAGCUACAUUCCAUUGACCCACGACAGCGGGCAAUUCCUUCCUCGCUUGCAGGCGGCGUUGUUAUGAAUCUCAAGAAGGACACACUUCAGGGCACGCAAGCUUGACGAAGUGUUGCACAGACGUGUGCGAGACUGCAUUCGCCAAGAAGUAAAGGAAGCGAUGGUGACUGACAAUGUGUGGUGUUCUCUGGCGCAAGAGCAAGUGACGGCCAAAGAUUGCCAAGGAAAGGAAGAGAGGCUGUUGUACUAUUUCAAAGUGACUCUUGUGUUUUGUAAAUGUGUGCAGUGUACGGACAAGGAACAGGUAAUUGCCCUGAAUUCACAUUUGUGGGCGCAAUUCGAUGAAGCGAGAGAAAGGUAUCACUAUCUAGAAAACGUGGCAAAGUACCAAGCGCCACCAAUUCACCACAUACUAAUACUCCUCUUAGCGAUUAAUAUCUUACCAACAGCAACUGUAAAGUUUCCUUUUUAUACAGGAUGGAGUCCAGACUUCUGCAUCACUAGCAUACGUGUAAACUCUUCGAAACUUUUUGCAAUGUUUACAAAUUUCAUCCAACUCUAUUAAUUUACAUACAUUGCAUCAAGUUUUACGUAAAGCAGAUGGUGUUUGCAAAAAAAAAUGUUUUAAAGAUAUGAAAGGGUCGGUCUGUGUAAUGCUGCAAAAAUUUGUUACUGCAUGCCUUUCAUGGCAGCACAAAACACCUUGUACAAUACUUGCUUUGAGCAGCUUUACUUAAAGAAGUUACCCAAGUACACAAGACAUGCCACAGCGAAGUCUGAAAAAUCACUCCGUUUUAAAAACAGUGCUAUGCUAAGUUUGCUGCUUCUAAUGUGCCUAUCUCACAGAAGGAGCUGGCCAAGAGAAACCUUUAAAACAGGAAAUCGCUUGUUUAAAAAGAUGGCACACAAAAUGUUUGCCAUGCUUUAUUUAGUGUUGGUCUUCUUACACAGCAUGUCCUUCAAAAAAUAAGUUUCUGAAUGCCACAGCAGCCUGUCAUACACAGUUGUGAGUGGAAUCUCAUUGUUUUUCGUGCAAUGUUCUGAGCAUAAGUAACUUCAAAUUGCCUUUCUGUGAUACCCUUAUGUUCUCGUGCAUAACACGCAGUGCAUGUUAAACCUUCCGUCCUUUUUAAUCCAAUCCAUUCUUGUUACCUGUUUUAUUUCAUUUUGCUUACCUUCAAUGUGUUGGCAACCUGUGUGAUGGCCCUGUGCGUACAUUCCAAGUGAAAUAGCAGCUUCAAAUGGCUGAAUAUGUGUGACAAUUUGUGCAUUGUUUUUAGCAAAUCAGAAUCUUGCUACAGUUAUCCGUCCUUUUUCAUGAAAUGGAUUGUUACCAAUUUUAUUCCAUUUUGUUUACCUAGCUUCUAUGUGUUGGCAACUAAUGGCAACUAAUGUAAUGGCCCUGUGUGCACAUUCCAAGUGAAAUAGCAGCUUCAAAUGGCUUAAUAUGCAUGAAAAUUUGUGCAUCGUUUUUAGCAAAUCGGAGUCUUGCCGCAGUUGCUCAGCACUAUGUACUAAGCACAGCACCUCGUAUGCCGCAUGCUUGUACUGUUAGGGAGGGGCAACUGUCCUGCCUUGCCAUCCACUGAAGGCACUCCAGCAGCAUUGCACCACAGCGACGCUGAUAAAAAACCAAUGCUGUGCAAAGGUAGCACAUGCUUUGUGAAUACUGUGCACUGCCAUAAAAAAGUGAUAGGAGAAAACAAGUUAGUUACCUACACUAAUUCUUAACAACAUUCCUUUGUUGGAUUACUACUAAUGUGGUGACUUGCUUGAUUCACCCGAACCAGUACAGUACUGGUACACCUGUACCCAAACCAGUAGCUCAGACCCGAACCCACUAAUGUGGCGACUUGCUCGAUUCACCCAAACCGGUACGGUACCAGGACACUCAUUCACCAACCGUCACUGCAGUACCCGUAUGCACUAGAAGGUGCUCUACACACCUCAACCAAUCGAGACAUGCUAGUUGAUGGUAUGGUACUGAGCAUACAACUAGCCACGUAGCUGCCUACCCUAUUCCCCUGUUAUACCUCUGUACGCUUCGAUACCCCUUCAAGAAAGCAUGGAUGAACAAAGCACUAUCGCGUAUUUCGUAUCUUAAGUACAGUGCUCAGGCACUGAAACGUGACAUCAAAACUUCCAAGUAUAACAACUGGUAUGCACAACUACUCGAUAUAGCCGCCUCGUGUUGUUACGAACCUGGCCACUAUGGUGACAUUGGCUCUGAUGUCGGCGUACGAGCCAAUAUUAUGCAGAUGGGAUGUGAUUCAAAGACUGGAAACGAAAGUAUGUGCAUUACUUAGCCCUAAAUUGACACAUUGCAAUCCGUGAGCACUGUACAUGGUUAUCCACUUUUAUGGGUGAGCAUCUUGUUAGAAUACCAGUGUAACAUAUAACAUCAAAUUCGUAAUUUCUAAUGUCCUUGUGGCAAAAAAAUAGCCUGUAUGUAGUGUGUCUGUUAUUAAAAUAUUGGUUUAAAAGACAUUAUUUUGCAUUACCUUCAGCUGUUUAGAGAAUAUAAUCCAGCUGAGGUGGUGUGCAUCUUUUCUUUUUCUAUGUACAUUACUGAAAAAAGAGGCUUAACACUAAUGACACACUCUUGAAUUGCACCCCUAGUGACGGCACCUUUGAAGUAAUGAACGUCAAUCCUAAAGGCCAUGUUUUCCGAUACUGCAAGUCCUGCAAACACUGCAAGCGAUUACAGUAGAUUGAAACAAAUAUAGGUUGCCAUGUUUUGGACAGCAUCUGUACGUAAAUGGCAAACAUUUUUAACACCGUAGUCGUGAAAUAGUGGCAUAGUUAUUCCAGUGUGAAAAGUUCUCAUUGUAUAUUGUCAAUAGAAGCAAUCUGAAACGCCACAGGUGGUCUGAUUGUAAUGACAACCGUUAUAAUAGUGUGGUGUGUCUUUGUACAUGUGAGGCUGUGUGAAGUUUGCCGAGAUGUUUCGAUCAUAUGCAUUUAUACAACAGGUUUUCGAACUUACUCAGCGCAACUGCAUUUGGACCAUACAUACUCUCAGCAUUUGUUCCCUCGUGUUCGCACUUACACCUUGUAAACAGUUUUUUUUUUUCAUUUGGAACAAUACUACGUUGAUUUUUUAUUUGAUAUUGGUAUAGUACCGGUGUGAUAGUCAAGUUUCCCCUCCCUCUAAUAUUACAUCCAAUUAAUACGGGUGUCACACGAGCAAGUUACUAUUGCAGUCGAGUCCCGAUCAGUGUCGAAUUCCUUGGCAGCGAUUGGACCCCUUCUGCGUCUGAUGCAAAUAAGAAAAUUGUUGCCAGGAAACCGAAAGGGCUCGAUCAAGUGCAUUGUGUGAUGCUCAUAUAAGUCCCACUAUUAAAACACCCCAACUUUAUUACAGACUGCACAAUUGCAGUAUGCUCAAUUCUUACGGUGGGUCGCAACUUCGGGAACCGAAUCGCAUCAUAUUUGUGCAAUAUUCCGUCAAGCCUUUGUGCCCUGUUGUUCUUGUGGUAUCGAGAAUGUCUACUCAAGUUCGUUUCGUUUUUAUCCGCAUCGCCCGUCGCAGCUUUUGUCACCCGCUGCUGCGCCGAAGACAUUACGAGGACCAGUUCGUCAAGAUUAUAUGUAUGUCCUCUGCGAUGUCGUUCACUGCCUUUGUACAUUUGCAAGGUUUUUAUACCGGUGCUUUUAUUUUUGCGUUUACCGCUGGAGCUCGUCCUUGCAAUAUGCUCAGACUGACUCGUGUUACUGAAAUAAAGAUAUACUUGGUCCUUUUUUUUAAA